This is a messenger RNA of Gallus gallus (chicken), 4697 nucleotides long. It is a transcript of the gene PAPD7, whose product is annotated as poly(A) RNA polymerase D7, non-canonical. The coding region runs from base 227 to 2509 and encodes 760 amino acids. Gene Ontology annotation, cellular component: TRAMP complex; nucleolus. The record is from RefSeq and is a predicted model, not a curated record. NCBI's taxonomy places the organism in Eukaryota, Metazoa, Chordata, Aves, Galliformes, Phasianidae. The transcript has 13 exons. Gene Ontology annotation, molecular function: mRNA binding; poly(A) RNA polymerase activity. Gene Ontology annotation, biological process: RNA 3'-end processing.
GGUUCUGGCUCUGGCGAGGGGGACGCCACAUUGGAUCGGCGCGGGGAGCGCUCCGGGCAGCGCCGGGCCGGUACGGUGCUCGCCUCGCCGGGCCGCAUGCCGCUGCUCCCGGCCCGCGCGUAGCGCCGCUCCGGGCCCGGCGCGCUGAGGCGAGCGGCUGCGCGGUGAGCGGGCGGCGGCGCGGCGCUCUGGCCGGGCCGUGAGGGUCGCAGGCGGGCGGGCGUGGAUGGAUCCCCGCGUGGCCUGGAUCCAGCCCGAGCAGAAAGGCCCCGCGAAUGCGCUCUGGAUGCAGAUCUGGGAGACCUCGCAGGGCGUGGGGGGCCGCGGCGGCGGCGGCGCCUUCCCGCACUACCUCUGCCUCAACUCCCCGGCGCUGGACUCGGCCGCCGCCGCCGCCGCCUCACCGCCUCGCGGCCACGGCUGCGCCCGGCUCGGGGCGCCCGGCGGCGGCUGCUGCUCCUCGUCCUCGCCGCCGUCGCCCUCGCCGUCCCCCCCGGCGCUGCUGACCGGACUGGUGCCCGCCGCCGGCCCCGCGGCGGUGGUGAACGGCGGCGGCGAGGGAGGGCGGCGGCUGCAGAAGUCGCCCUCGGUGUCUUCCUCGUCCUCCUGCUCGUCGGUGGAGUCCGGCACCGAGAGCCCCGGCUUCUCCUCCUCGGGGUCGUGCGGCGGCGGCGGCGGCUCCUCCUCUUCCUCCUGCGGCCCCCGGGCGGCGGUGGCUCCUCCCGGGCUGCCGGGCAGCGGUGCCGGGCCCGGGGAGUUCUUCAACUUCCACGAGAGCGGCAAAGCGAACGGCGCGCACGGGCACCACCCGGCAUCGCACCUCUCCCGCAACCCCCACCCGCCGCCGCCGGCCUCUCCCCAGCAGCACCAGUACCACCCGGGCCGCAGGAAACGAGAGAAUAAGGCCAGCACCUAUGGCAUGAAUUACCUGCUCUCCGGCAGCCGCGGCGUGGUCGUCGCCGCCUCCCCGCACCAGCAGCGUCAGCCGCCCCAGCCCGCGCUGCAGAGCCCCGGCACCCCCUGGAAGAGCAGGAAGUACAGCCCGGGCGUGCAGGGACUACAUGAAGAAAUAAUUGACUUCUAUGACUUCAUGUCCCCUCGUCCGGAAGAAGCAGCUAUGAGAAGAGAAGUGGUGAAAAGGAUAGAAACGGUCAUCAAAGAUCUUUGGCCUACAGCUGAUGUCCAGAUAUUUGGCAGCUUUAGUACAGGGCUUUAUCUUCCAACUAGUGAUAUUGAUUUAGUUGUUUUUGGGAAAUGGGAACGCCCCCCUUUACAGCUGCUGGAGCAAGCACUAAGAAAACACAAUGUGGCUGAGCCAUAUUCCAUCAAAGUACUUGAUAAAGCUACGGUACCGAUAAUAAAACUCACUGACCAGGAGACAGAAGUGAAAGUUGACAUCAGUUUUAAUGUAGAAACUGGUGUGAAGGCAGCUCGAUUUAUCAAGGAAUACAUGAAGAAAUAUACUUUGCUGCCUUACUUGAUUUUAGUAUUAAAACAGUUCCUACUUCAGAGGGACUUGAAUGAAGUUUUUACUGGUGGAAUUAGCUCUUAUAGCCUAAUUUUAAUGGCAAUUAGUUUCCUGCAGCUGCAUCCAAGAAUUGAUGCCAGAAGAGCUGAUGAAAACCUUGGAAUGCUUCUGAUAGAAUUCUUUGAACUCUAUGGAAGGAAUUUUAACUACUUGAAAACUGGUAUUAGAAUAAAAAAUGGAGGUGCCUAUAUUGCCAAAGAAGAAAUCAUGAAAGUCAUGACAAAUGGAUACAGACCAUCCAUGUUAUGUAUUGAGGAUCCUCUCCUGCCUGGAAACGACGUUGGCAGAAGUUCUUACGGUGCCAUGCAAGUGAAACAAGUUUUUGAUUAUGCCUACAUUGUUCUUAGCCAUGCAGUAUCACCACUUGCAAGAUCAUAUCCAAAUAGAGAUUCUGAGAGCACAUUAGGUAGAAUCAUCAAAGUGACCCAAGAAGUGAUUGACUACAGGGCCUGGAUUAAAAAGAAGUGGGGGAGCAAAAUUAAUUUAUCACCUGAACUUGAUAAUAGGUUGAAAAUAAGAGACCAGAUAGCUCCAUGCAAUGGAGAACAGAACAACAACAGAGACUCUGAAUCAUCUUACAACCAACGCUUGACUUUGUCAUUGGCUAGUACACAACAGUUAUCCUCUGGCUCAUCUGCAUCGUCUGUAUCAUCACUCUCUGGCAGUGACAUUGAUUCUGAUACACCACCUUGCACAGCUCCUAAUGUUUACCAGUUCAGUCUGCAAGCACCGACUCAACUUAUGGCCAGUUUACCACCAGCAUUGCCUAUGCCAAGUGGUAAACCCCAAUCUGCGCCUACGAGAACCUUGAUAAUGGCCGCCAGUAAUCAGGACAUUUACUUCAGAAAACAAGCUGUUAGUGCCUUGGGACUUGUGCAGCUAAAAUCAGACAAGCAUGGAAAGAUCAGUUGCUUCAAGCAGUGUUCUGUGGGAAUGACUUCAGCACACUGGAAUGAAGUUUUCCAUGAAAGGAACUCAUAACCAAGGCAACAGCUACAGUCCUGUCAACAGUGGAGGCAUGAGGCAACCAGUUGGUAACAGAGGACACCACCAGUACAAUCGUAAUAUAUGGAGAAGAAAAAAACACAGAGACAGUUUACCUAUUAGUCUGAGCAGAUAAUGGCAGAUGCCAAAAUGACCUUCCCUGUUCACACAAACUGAGUGAGUGCCACUCGACUUAGGGGAUGGAGACCAGUAUCCAGCACAUCGUUUUAUUGGUGUUGCCAAAUAUCUGCAGCUGACUUCUUUGCAUGUUUCUUUGUGUGGUGGUUCAGUCCAUCUUCAAGAAGUAGUUGUGCUUAUCUGUGAAGCCUUAUUAAAUGUGGAAGUUUGUUUUUCUGCCUUCCCACAAUGGUUCAUACAGUGCCGAAGCAGCUCUGACAGUGGAACUGCAAGGACAUUUACAAAUGCUGUGGCUUUUUUUGCUGUGGCUACAUCUGUUCCUAUGUGGGUUCUGUUUUCUUUUAUUUUGGAAGUGAAGGAAACUUCAGCCCCUUCGAUUUUUUUUCCUUUGCAGCAAAUCAAGUCGGGAAUUCAUAAAAAUAAAUUUGCUGCGCUCCUGUUUGUUUCAAAGUUCAGAAUUUUUUGCUCUGUAAAUAUUGGAGAUAUAAUUUGUGCAAUAACUUGGAAUUUUAAUUUAAUUUCAUAUUGUCACAUAAGUUAUAUUUAAGGGGAAGAGGUUUUUUAAUUUACAGAUCCUUUCCCAGGUUGCAUUAUCUAAGUUGGGUUCAUAGUUUUGGCAGGUUGUCUGAGCAGUGUUACAAACAUGACAUUUGGUAAUAUUUGAGGCUUCUUGAUUCACAGUGAAAGAGAGAUUUGGCUUACGGUUUUAAGAAGGUAUUAAGCUCCAAAGCAAUUCAACCCUAUGUUUUUUAGCUCAUUGUCUGGCCUCUAUCAGUCGUCUUGCUCUGACCAAUGAGUUUUAAUUUUAUUCCUUUUAAUAGACAACAAAUCCAGCGUUCUUAGUACCAGAAGUGAAACCUUUGAGGGAGGGGGGAAGGCUGGUUCAAGUCCCGAUGUGAAAUUAAAAAGCGGCGAACUACAUGCUUUGAUGCAUUUUAGUAAUGUAACCUGUUAACGGUUGGGUUCAAACAACAUUAUUAAAUGGAGGUACCCGGCUUAAGGAAUGUGGAGAAAGGAAAUAUGUUGAUUCCAUUAAGGAAUCUGUAUAGCAGUAUGCAUUCGUUCUGUUAAGAGCAAAUAUAUAAAAAGUACUUCAGCUGCUCUAAGCAUUAUGAGAAGUAUCUUUUAAUGUAUUGCAGGAGAGCACAGCCCAGUGUUGUACGCAGUAUGAGUGGCUGGCACUUAAUUUACAGAUGCAUACAGGUAUACUAUGCAAGUGUGUAUUGCCAUGACAAACACUGUCUUUAACUUUUUGAAAAAUGUACAUCCUGCCUAACCCUGAGUUUUUAAAGCACCACAGUUGUCCUGGGAGUAGGUCACGUCUCAUGCCCUCUGACUUCCUGUUUUUUUUAGUGAGAGUUCUUAAACUAUACAGAAAACUACAGAUCAGUUAUAUAAAUCCAUUAGCAGAGAAAGCUGAAGAAUCCUGUUAACAGGACAUCUAUACUGUAUACAGAUAGAGAAGGUUUUAAAACUGGUAUCCGAGUGUUAAAAUGAGGUGUCGAGCAUGAAGCUUUUUAAUAUGCUGUAUGCCUUUGAAGCAGAAGUAGUUCAUGUUAUUACUGAAUCUGUCAAACAGGUCUUUGAGGGGAGAGAGGGCAACAUUCCAAAGUAGAGUAGUGCAUAUCUGUUUGCAAAAAGUUUGUCUUAAUGCUCCAGGUUCGUCACAAUUUUAAACAAAAAAAAAAAAUUGUGAGCUGAUGCAUAAAUAAUAUCUAAGGGCUGUUACAGGAGCCUGUACUGCUUAGUCUUCACACACUAGCAAUAUUGAGCAUAACUACAUUAAAGAGCCUUCAAAGGCUUUAGUUGGUGUCUUACUCUAGCGUCCAUUUUAAAGUGAAAUUCAUUUAAAAGUGGUAUCAUGUAACACUUCAGUCAUGGUGAACCAAAUAAAUUGGCCUGGCUAUCACUGUGGUUAUGUGCUACAGGUUUCAAAAAAAUCAUGUUUAAAUUUUUUGUGUGGACAACUAUGUGGAAGCUAAAAUUGACAUAUUUUUAUGUAAAGUUUUCUAUUCUUUGAUUUUUAAUAAACUUUGGAGACCAGUCA